AUGGUUGAAUACUGGCCUUACAUGGUUGGCUAUGGCCUACCGCUGGGUUUAUGCGCUGCCCUAUUGCCCGACCCUGUGGGACCUGGCAGUUUUCUCAUGGCAAUAGCUUAUCCCGUCCUCGUAAUUGGCGCCUUUGGCGUCUCCUGGAACGACAAAUCCGUCGCUUCCAGUGCCUCUGCUGACAAGCCAGUGGGCUUGGGUUUGUACGAGUUGAGCCCCGCCAGCGGUGCAUCCGUUUCCACUUUUGCUUUCGCGAGUGGUGAUGUAAUCAGCAGGGGUGGCUCAUUCGCUUCAGGUGCAUCACGUGGCCGAUUUACACGACUCUUAAUUGAGCUGCCUAUCCGAACGGCAUUGUGCCUGACCAAUCUUAUCUUCUGGCUGUUGGGUCAUUUCUUCUGUCGCCAUCACGACAGGCCGCCACAUGGCAAAGCCGACAGAGUAAGUGGAUCAACAACCUCUUGCACUGCCCCCUACGCUUCACUC
Protopolystoma xenopodis is the source of this 483-nucleotide messenger RNA. The record is from the annotation of a GenBank genome assembly. Lineage: Eukaryota; Metazoa; Platyhelminthes; Monogenea; Polystomatidea; Polystomatidae.